UCUGUGAUCAGUGAUCCCCUGGCCAUCCCGAUCGACGCGGUGCAAAAUUGUAAGAAUGAGUCCAAACAAGGUGGCCAAUAUCAGUGGAGAACAAGUAGCCAGGACGACCGUUUAUCCCGGAUCGAAAACUCUACGUUCGAGUUUCACUCUUGAUUACAGGUCUAUCUUCCCACAGUAAUCAAAAUCCAAGUUGUGUCAGACGAGGAAUAUGAGAUCAAAAACUAGUGGCAGACACUGGCUCCAACUCGAGGAAUAUCGAUCGGGAAACGGAUAGGCACUGAGAGGAGCUGCACUAGACGCGCGGCGCACAGGAGAUUGAUCAGCCAACCCCGGAUCGCUCACGCCGCCGCAUGCCAUGAAGAACACGACGACGCAUGUUGAGCCUGAGGGCUGCAAGCGAUGGGCCCCGGCAAUCAACGCCGCGCUCGUUGCCUUCGUACUGAUCGUGCUGCCUCUCUUCGUUCUCCUUGGCGGCCGCAAUGGCGAGAAGCCAGCGGUUUGGAUCAAGACGGCCGUGGGCGACUUACGGCGAGGUUCUGACGAAGUAUCUUUACUGAACGAGAACGUACCAACACACGCUGACAAGCUUCUUGGCGGACUCUUGGUCGAAGGCUUCGACCAAGAAUCCUGCCGCAGCCGGUACCAGUCCGCCAUGUACCGUCGGAACGCCGGCCGGCAACCUUCACAGCACCUCGUCUCCAAAUUGCGGAGCCACGAAGCCCUGCAAAGGCGGUGCGGCCCGGGCACGGCCGCCUACACCAACGCCCUGGAGCAGCUCAAGUCCGGCAAGAGCGUCGUGUCACCGGAGUGCAGGUACCUGGUCUCCAUCUCGUACCGCGGCCUCGGCAACCGGAUCAUCGCCGCCGCGUCGGCGUUCCUGUACGCGGUGCUCACCGACCGCGUCUUCCUCGUCGACCCCAGCAACGGGAUGGACGAGCUCUUUUGCGAGCCCUUCCCCAACACGACGUGGCUGCUGCCUCCGGGCUUCCCGCUCGUGAGCUAUCAGGGCUUUUACCUCUCCACGCCGGAGCGGUACGGGAAGAUGCGAGAGGACGGUGUGCUCAGAACCGGCGAGAUAAACAGGUCCGCCGCCGGAGACCUGCCGGCGUUCGCGUACAUCCAUCUCGACCACAACCAGACGGACGCCGACAAGCUCUUCUUCUGCGAUGAUGACCAGCGGCUCAUGUCCAGCAUCCAGUGGCUGGUGAUGAGGACGGACGGCUACAUCGCGCCAGGCCUGUUCCUCGUGAGGGCGUUCCAGUCAGAGCUCGACGCUCUGUUCCCGGAGCGCGACGCCGUGUUCCACCACCUCGGCCGGUACCUGUUCCAUCCGACCAACCGCGUUUGGGGCCUCAUCACGCGGUACUACGACGCGCACCUCGCGCGGGCACGGCGCGUGGUCGGCAUCCAGGUGCGCGUCUUCCCGUGGCAGGCCGACUCGCCGGAGCUCCUGGAGCAGAUCAAGACGUGCACGCAGAGCCAGAAGCUGCUCCCGGCGGUGCUGGGCGAGGAAGACGACGGGCCGCCGGCGGCCGCGCCCGGUGGCACGGCCAAACCCACCGCUGUCCUGAUCACCUCCCUCAAGGCCUGGUACUACGACAAGAUCAAGGGGGCGUACUGGGAGCGCGCGACGGCGAACGGCGAGGUGGUGGUGGUGGACCAGCCGAGCCACGAGGAGGCCCAGCGCUACCAUGUCAAGUCGCAUGAACGCAAGGCUUGGGCAGAGGUGUACCUGCUGAGCACGGCGGACACGCUGGUCACCACCGCCGAGUCGACGUUCGGGUACGUGGCGCAGGGGCUCGGCGGGAUGAGGCCGUGGGUGCUGAGGAUGGGGAUGAUCAACACCACCGUGAGCUGGCCGUGCAGCAGGGACGUGUCCAUGGAGCCGUGCUACCACGUCGCGCCGGUGUACGACUGCCGGCGACGGGAAGAUGCCGGCAAGAUCGUGCCGCAUGUGCGGCACUGCGAGGACUGGCCCACGGGGUUGAAGCUAGUUGAUCUAAAGGAUUAGUGAAAUAAAGGUUAUAAUAAGAACAUUAUCGAAUUAUCACACAUUGUUGGAGCAUCUAGUUCGAAGUGUAUCCAGAUAUCGUUAUUUCUAACUUGCGUAGGGCUAACCCUAAAAAAAAAACUUGAUCUGAUUACCUUGGCAAAUGAGAACCAUCUUUUUAUUCA
Molecule: messenger RNA, 2175 nt
Organism: Triticum aestivum (bread wheat)
Lineage: Eukaryota; Viridiplantae; Streptophyta; Magnoliopsida; Poales; Poaceae
Product: galactoside 2-alpha-L-fucosyltransferase-like
Exons: 2
Coding region: 356-2011 (551 amino acids)
Biological process (GO): xyloglucan biosynthetic process; cell wall biogenesis
Cellular component (GO): Golgi apparatus; membrane
Molecular function (GO): galactoside 2-alpha-L-fucosyltransferase activity
Source: RefSeq, a predicted model, not a curated record